UUGGCGACUCCACUGGGGACUUCACCCUCAAGUUCUUCAGAGAGAAGUGACUCAUACCUUAGUGAAACAAGGUUUGAAGAAUGCUCUAUCUCUCCCUUGUCCAUCAAAGCACUUAAAGAUGUUGGUUAUGAGAGGAUGACUGUAGUACAGGAGGCAACCCUUCCUGUCAUUCUAAAAGGUAAGGAUGUCCUGGCCAGCAAAACUGGCACUGGGAAGACAGUGGCAUUCUUGCUUCCUUCUAUCGAGGUAAUUACAAAAUCACCACCUGCAGCUCGUGAUCAGAAGCGACCUCCAAUACUUGUGCUUGUCAUUUGCCCAACCCGGGAGCUUGCAAGUCAAGCUGCUACAGAGGCCAACACAUUGUUGAAAUACCACCCUUCAAUAGGUGUUCAAGUUGUAAUAGGUGGUACAAGGCUUGCAUUGGAACAGAAAAGAAUGCAAGCAAAUCCAUGCCAGAUUCUUGUGGCUACACCUGGAAGACUUAGAGAUCAUAUUGAGAAUACAGCAGGGUUUGCAACUCGUUUGAUGGGUGUUAAAGUGUUGGUGCUUGAUGAAGCUGAUCAUUUGUUAGAUAUGGGAUUUCGUAAAGAUAUUGAGAGAAUCAUAGAUGCCGUUCCAAAACAGCGCCAGACACUUCUUUUUUCUGCUACCAUACCACAGGAGGUUCGUCAUAUAUGUCAUAUUGCUUUAAAAAGAGAUCAUGAGUUCAUCAACACAGUUCAAGAGGGCAGUGAAGAGACACAUUCACAAGUUAGACAGAUGCAUAUGGUUGCUCCUCUAGACAAGCAUUUUACGCUUCUUUAUACUCUACUGAAAGAGCAUAUAGCUGAUGAUGUUGAUUAUAAGGUUCUUGUGUUUUGCACAACUGCAAUGGUCACAAGACUUGUUGCUGACCUUCUUGCUGAACUUAACUUGAAUGUCCGAGAAAUUCAUUCUAGAAAGCCCCAGAGUUACCGAACCAGGAUUUCAGAUGAAUUUCGAAAAUCAAAAGGUCUAAUUCUUGUGACAUCUGAUGUAUCUGCACGUGGGGUUGAUUAUCCAGACGUGACUCUUGUUGUUCAGAUUGGUUUGCCAGCUGAUAGACAGCAAUAUAUACAUCGACUAGGUAGAACUGGGCGCAAAGGCAAAGAAGGUCAAGGCAUGUUACUAUUGGCCCCUUGGGAGGAAUUCUUCUUGUCAACCAUUAAAGACUUGCCAACAACGAAGGCAGAGGUACCUUUGGUUGAUCCAGACACGAGGAAAAAGGUGGAACGAGCACUAUCCCCAGUGGAGUCGCCAACUGUCGCGCCCCACUUUUCGAUGAGUGAAUAA
This is a messenger RNA of Coffea eugenioides, 1311 nucleotides long. RefSeq names its product DEAD-box ATP-dependent RNA helicase 31-like. NCBI's taxonomy places the organism in Eukaryota, Viridiplantae, Streptophyta, Magnoliopsida, Gentianales, Rubiaceae. Gene Ontology annotation, cellular component: chloroplast. Gene Ontology annotation, molecular function: RNA helicase activity; nucleic acid binding; ATP binding. The record is from RefSeq and is a predicted model, not a curated record.